AUGCGGCAGAGCGUAGCGGCAGAAUACUGCGGCGUCGCAGCGGCUAGCCGAUUUGCUAAAGGAGCUAGCCACAAUAACAUCCGGGGAUUUAACCAGCAACACGGUGAGGAUGGGAGGAGGGAGGUUGGCCCGCUUCAGGCGUCUCAGGAAGUGGAGGCGCUGCUGGGCCUUUUGGUGACGGAGGUGAUGGAUGUGACGGAGGUGACGGAGGACUUUAACGCCUUCUUGGCACAUAUCGAGAAACAGAAGGUAGAAGACUUGCUGCUGGGUGCUUCAGAGAUCUCCCACAGCUACAACCAAAAGCUUCUGAUCAUGACCGACACAGAGAAAUCCACCAGUGACAGAGUCCAGCAGGAAUACAGCAUGGAUCCUCAUUACUCCGUGAAAGUCACCAAGGACUGCCUGUUCAACGACUCCUGUGUACCAGCAGCAGACGGCUACACUGUAGUCAAAAUAUUUGGAAGUGUUUCAGAAGAUGGACAAACUGUGUCUGGACUUGAUGGAGCUUCACUUGCAAAGCUGAUGUUGAAACCAUCUCUGGAAGCGGCUCCAGUUUUCUCUCUCGAUGGAAACACAACCACACAGUUCCACCAGAACUUUAUUCGGGUUUUUAUGCUCCGCGGCCUCCAAACAGUCUUAGAAACCAACCAAAACAAUCAGCAGAUUUACCAGGUGAUGGAUCGACCUGACUCAGUUUCCAGCUACAAAAUCCCACAAAGACGAGCUGAUCACAGCACACAGUAUGACCACCAGCAGAUCGUAAUGAUGGAAAAUGACCCUGUGGUCAGAAGAGCUGCUGAAUAUUUGUAUGAGAAACAUCCAGCAGUUAGUUCUGUCUAUGUUCUUGAUGAAAACCAAAGACCCAAACUGAUCCACGGUGAACCAGUGUCUCUGUCAGAGGACAGCAGACUGGUGCUGGUGGGUCAUGGUGAAAGAGACAACGCAGGAGAAAUGAGACUGUCGGGAUACAGUUCUGGAGAUGUGGCAAAAAUCAUCGAAAGGACAAACAGAGGCAGUGAUAAAAUCAAAACAACGAGUGUGAUCAACCAGCACCAGAGAAAAUCAGUGUCAACAACCCAGAAGAAAUAA
Neolamprologus brichardi is the source of this 1089-nucleotide messenger RNA. The record is from RefSeq and is a predicted model, not a curated record. Lineage: Eukaryota; Metazoa; Chordata; Actinopteri; Cichliformes; Cichlidae.